AUAUCGGACGGUCGAAGAUUUUGUGCUCUGUGUUUUUAGGGCAAGGGCUAGGGAUGGUGUUCCUGCUUCUCAAGAUCAAGGCGGAGCUCGAGAAUCUCACGAAUCUGGUGCCGCAGGGCCCGAAUUUCACCUUCUUCUUCAAGGUCCAAUGUGGGAGCUGUGGCACGAUGAGCGAGAAGCACAGUGGCGUCUCGGCGGCAGACGUUGUGGAGGUUCCUAACAGCCGGGGAACUGCAAACUUGGUCCAGAAAUGUAAACUUUGCAAGAAAACCGGGACGAUCUCGCUGGUGGAUGGCAAGAACAAGCCUUACACUCUGGAAGACAGCGAAUCCGGCAAGUUCGUCCCGGUCAUGUGUUUCGAUUGCCGGGGCAUGGAGCCCGUGGAGUUCUCGUGUAACAGCAGCAGCCUUUGGGAAGCCGAGGGCCUGAAUUCCGGGGCGAGAUUCUCCAACAUCGAUCUGAGCGAUGGAGAGUUCGUGGAAUACGACGAGAAAGCCGCCGAGUCCGUGGGGAUCUACAAGCUAGAACAUAGAUUCGAGACAACAAGCAACAGAUAACGCCUCCCUCAAAUGGGAGCGCUGCGCGUUUUACUCUCCUGCCAACACGUAUGCACAUUACGUGGA
Selaginella moellendorffii is the source of this 623-nucleotide messenger RNA. RefSeq names its product UPF0587 protein C1orf123. Bases 54 to 557 code for a protein of 167 amino acids. The record is from RefSeq and is a predicted model, not a curated record. Gene Ontology annotation, molecular function: zinc ion binding. Lineage: Eukaryota; Viridiplantae; Streptophyta; Lycopodiopsida; Selaginellales; Selaginellaceae. The transcript is spliced from 4 exons.